UGCCUGUGUUGGUUGCGUUGGUAAUGGUUUUGUCUUCGUUUUUCAGUUCUCGGUCGUCGCGGGUCCGAAAAUACGCAUUUUUUUGUAGAUUUUUUCUUUUGUUCAAUUCAAAAAGCCAUCGCGCGAGUGUUCGGACAAUUACGGAUGUGAAAUUUCUGGAAUAAUUCUAGAAGUUUCUUCGGUGAGGAAGCCAAAAAAUUAAAGCAAACCCUCUGGGUCGGAAGAAAUUCAAGAUAAACGCUUUGUGAGAACACGCAUGAGAGUGUUCUUGAAGCAAGUGUAGAGAGUAUUUUGGGGCUACAGAAAUUUUGGUGUGUGGUGUCGAGUUCGCUGUCAAAAAAGGAAAAAAACAUCGCAUCGCACACUUUGUGGAUUCUCUGCGAGCUCGCAGUUUUUGACAAGAGAAGGAAAAUUCCGGACGAUUUCUUCCUUUUUUCGAAGUAAAGUGUUUGGGUACGUUUGUUUUGGAGUGGCUGGAAGCAGAUUGCAUAAGCGAUAACAACUUUGCAAAACGCUGAGGUGCCGAAGAGGAAUUUGGCAAAUUUUUCGGCGAGCAGCACGCGAAGUGUGAACUUCCUGUCGGAGGAAGAGUGACAAUCGAUAGCACCUUUGCUAAAGCAAAGGGAAAGGAUCUGUGUGGUGGUUUUGCGGACAGAAGAAAGUAAUUUGACGACGAAAGUGUGGAAGGCAAAAAAUGAACACAAAAUCUGACACCAAUCGGCAUGUACUAACGAUUCAGGCGAAAAAGAAGCGUCAUAAGGCAGCAAAGAAAAAGGCCAAACAACAGGCGGCCGCAGCGGCAGCAGCAGCACAAAAUCAGCCGCAGCAGCAGCAAAGCCAGGUGUCUUCCGAUAAUGAGAUGAAUCCGGUUCCGGCGAAUGACAAUCAACAGCAGUAUUCGAGCUUAACUAGCAGUAAUAAGAAAAACAGCAGCUCGAACGAGAGUAUCGACGAUCCGGAUGAGCGACUUUUGGACGACGCUGGUGGAUAUAGCAGUGAUGAGAGGGAAGGCGAGCAAGAAUGUCGGGAGGAUUAUUGCAGAGGUGGUUAUCAUCCGGUAAAACUUGGCGAUUUGUUCCUGCAACGUUAUCAUGUCAUCCGAAAACUUGGGUGGGGUCAUUUUUCUACGGUGUGGCUCAGUUGGGAUCUGGAGGAAAAGCGAUACGUUGCUUUAAAGAUUGUUAAAUCUGCACAGCAUUUCACCGAUACGGCAAAGGAUGAGAUUCAAAUUUUGAAAUCGAUACGAAAUGCCGAUCCAGCAGAUCCGAAACGGAACAAGACGGUUCAACUGUUGAAUGAUUUUCGAAUAACGGGUGUGAAUGGCACCCACAUCUGUAUGGUGUUUGAAGUGCUUGGACACAACCUGUUGAAACUUAUUUUGAAGAGCAACUACCGAGGAAUUCCGCUGCCUAAUGUGAAGUCCAUCAUCCGACAAGUGUUAGAAGGGUUGGAUUAUUUGCAUUCAAAGUGCAAGGUAAUUCACACAGAUAUAAAACCGGAAAAUGUGUUGCUCUGUGUGGAUGAAAGCUACAUUCGAAAGCUGGCCUGCGAAGCCACAGAACUACAUACGAUGGGUUGUCGUUUGCCGUACUCUUUGAUUUCAGCUGCUCCUCCACAAUUCCAGGAGCAGCCUAUAAGCCAAAACAUGAGCAAAACCAAGAAGAAAAAGCUCAAAAAGAAGGCUAAGAUGCAAACCGAACUUAUUCGGCAGCAGAUGGAACACAUCCAGAAACUUGAGUUCGGCAGUUUGGAGAACGGAGACGUUGAUGCCAGCUCGAAAAAAAUGGACCAAGAAGAUCAACUCGAUUGUGAAUCUCCAAUUGCCUCACCAGAAAGUCCUCGACUCCUGAAUGGGGAUCGAUCUGGAUCCGCCUCAUCUGGUGAUGAAGAUGAGCCUACUCCAAAGCCAAGCGGAAUUCCCAUCGCCACCAAUACUUCCGCCACCUCCAGCCCAGACCAAUCCACUUCCAACAACAACGACGACUCGUUAACCGAGAAAGCUUCCUCAUCUCCCCUCGCAACCGCCUCAUCCUCUGAACCCGCCACCUCUAGCAACAAGUUGGACAUUAGCGCGUCUAUGCGUAGGAUCCUAUCGCGAGUAAAGGAACGCAAGGAUCCGGCUUUUGAAGUUUGCGACGUCGAGGUCAAAAUAGCCGACUUGGGAAAUGCCUGUUGGGUUGACAAACAUUUUACUGAAGACAUUCAAACCCGUCAAUAUCGUUCGCUGGAGGUAAUUAUCGGAUCGGGUUACAAUACUUCGGCCGACAUCUGGAGUACGGCUUGCAUGGCGUUCGAAAUGGCUACCGGAGAUUAUCUGUUCGAACCGCAUUCGGGCGACAACUAUUGUCGGGAUGACGAUCACAUUGCCCACAUCAUCGAACUGCUCGGACCCAUCCCGAAGCGGAUCGCCCUGUCCGGCCGGAUGUCCAACCACGCGUUCAACUCCAAAGGCGAACUGCGGAAUAUCACCGGGUUGAAGCCGUGGGGACUCGUCGAAGUGCUGCGGGAAAAAUACGAGUGGAGCCUGGAGGAUGCGAUCGAGUUUAGUGAUUUCCUGACGCCGAUGUUGGAUUACGAUCCGAAGAACCGAGCGACCGCCGCCGAGUGUCUGGCGCAUUCGUGGCUGAAGCACUAAGAGCUAACGCAGUGGGGUUUGUGUGUUGAGGAAGAAGAUAAUUGUAGAAAGUGAGCGAAGUAAAAUUGUGAAUUGCAAGAAAAACCGGUGAAAUGAGUGAAGAUGAAGAGCGAAGAAUGUGGGGGAGCCAUAAAUGAUAUUGCAUAGUGCUGGUGGAUGGGGGUGAAGAAAAGAAGUAUGACAAUAGGAUAUGAGACGGAGACGACAAGCAUAGGAGAAAUGAAAAACCGGGCUGCUGAGGAUAAUAAGAUACAACUAGGAAAAUUCACAAUACAGCAUCUGUGGAAGAUCUGCCACGACGCAACCGCCGCUAUGUUACUGCAACUUUUGUCGGCGACAAGCCAAGGCACUCGCAGAAUGGAAUCAAGCCGCAGAAAAUCCAGUUCACUGCUGGAUACAAAACAGCUAAAAGGAGGAAUUAAACAAAUGUCGAGUGACAAAAUUGUGUAAAUCUUAGACCCAGGAUAAACAAAUUUAAAUGGAAGCAUAUGAAGGAACACAUACACAAACAGACAUUAUGAGAUGAGAUAAUAAAAUCAAGUAAAUAAUCACCAAACCGAAAAAA
This is a messenger RNA of Armigeres subalbatus, 3200 nucleotides long. RefSeq names its product SRSF protein kinase 3 (gene SRPK). NCBI's taxonomy places the organism in Eukaryota, Metazoa, Arthropoda, Insecta, Diptera, Culicidae. Gene Ontology annotation, cellular component: nucleus; cytoplasm. The transcript is spliced from 3 exons. Bases 695 to 2635 code for a protein of 646 amino acids. The record is from RefSeq and is a predicted model, not a curated record. Gene Ontology annotation, molecular function: ATP binding; protein serine/threonine kinase activity. Gene Ontology annotation, biological process: peptidyl-serine phosphorylation; spliceosomal complex assembly; regulation of mRNA processing.